AUGGACGUGGAUCAUACAGAUGUUGACGCCUGGACUCUAAGUCCUCUGGCUAAGAUUCUGAUAACGUGCCUCUUCGCGGGAAUCAGCAUCAUAGGAGUGGUGGGAAAUUUCCUCGUUAUCACCCUCGUUCUGGCCUUGCCGAGCAUGCGCACUUCGUUCAAUCUGUGCCUGGCAUCGCUGGCUCUGGCGGAUUUGAUGGCGUUGACUUUCCAACCGAUCGUCACGUUACGGGAUCUUCACAACUGUGAUCAUUCUAUCUUGGGAAGGAGUCUGUGCGUAAUCAUCAGCUCCAUCGAAAGAGGCUCUUCCGUGUGUGGCGACCUGACAUUUCUGCUGAUAGGGGUGGAGCGGUACACGAUGUUGUGUCACCCCCUUAGGACCAUCGGUAUGUGGACUCGUCCAAAAGUCUGCUUCGUACUCCUGCUCAUUUGGAUCAUCACAGUAACCGUGUCAAUUCCGUUCGGGUACGCCGCGAGGUACGAAGAAAUCCACGCCAACAAUUUUUCCGACGGCGUCCACGACAUAGGCUACCACAAACCUUGGAUCGCUCCCGUGCAGCAAAGUAUCCUAGGCUCAAAUUCCACCAUUAAGGGAACGUACUGCUACAUCGCCUUUGACAUUCCUUGGGUCAUGUGGUACCAAACCGCCUUGAUUUGCGUCUCAGUCUUCGUCCCCGUUCCUAUUCUGGCAACCCUUUGCGGUAAAAUGAUCCUGGCUCUAAGGAAUCGGGUGUCCAAGAAUCAUUGUGAGGGGCUGGGAACCAGGGCAAGGCGCAAAUCCCGUUCCCGAAUCAUCCUGAUGCUUGUUCUCGUAGUAAUCAUCUUCAUAAAUAAUCAGCUGCAACGACAUAAUCAUCUGCUAUGA
Liolophura sinensis is the source of this 864-nucleotide messenger RNA. Its product is annotated as mu-type opioid receptor-like. Gene Ontology annotation, cellular component: plasma membrane. The record is from RefSeq and is a predicted model, not a curated record. Gene Ontology annotation, biological process: G protein-coupled receptor signaling pathway. Bases 1 to 864 code for a protein of 287 amino acids. Gene Ontology annotation, molecular function: G protein-coupled receptor activity. Lineage: Eukaryota; Metazoa; Mollusca; Polyplacophora; Chitonida; Chitonidae. The transcript is spliced from 3 exons.